GAUCGACCCAUGAAGGGACUGACUUGCACACGUGUCUUUGCCAUGACUUCACCUUUGCGUCUUCGCUCCAGAAGGCGACAACCAGGACGUCCGCACUCAGUUCUCGCCACCGUCCUGCUACGCAUAGCCGCCCAACGUUUUACCUGUCAUGUCAAAGUAUCAGCAAGCUGAGCAGUUCAUGCGCGCCCUCGUCGCACGCACGGGUCUCGAGCCGCCGUCCGCCACGCCUCGCCGCUACCUCUGGACGGACGCGUUCGCCGUCUGCAACCUCAUCACACUGCACCAACAAGGUCGAGGAGAGAACGGGGAAUAUCUGACACUCGCUCGCAAGCUCGUCGAUCAAGUGCACCAUACACUAGGAAGACACCGUCCGGACGAUGCUCGGAGGGGAUGGCUUAGCGGGCUAUCCGAAGAGGAGGGCGCGGCGCAUCCUACGCGCGGGGGUAUGCGUAUCGGCAAGCCUCUCUCUGAGCGUCAGGCAGGCGAGCCGCCCGAUCGCGAGCUCGAGUGGGACCAAGACGGUCAAUACUUCCACUACCUGACCAAAUGGAUGCAUGCGCUCGCAUCCAUGGCCCGCGCGACGGGUGAAACUCAAUACCUCGUCUGGGCCAUCGAGCUCGCAAAGGCCGUUCACCCGCGCUUCACGCACUCCGGGGGUACGCGCAUGUACUGGAAGAUGAGCGUCGAUCUUUCCAGACCACUUGUCUCGUCGACGGGUCAGCACGAUGCGCUGGACGCUCUCGUCACGUAUUCGGCUCUCCGCGUCGCGGCUCGAGAGGCCGCACUGGCCGAUCCCGCGCUCGAUCUCAGUCCGGAGCUGGCGGAUGCAGCAAGGAUGUGCGCCAAAGGUGUGUCGGCGACCGAGGACUCGCUAGGGAUCGGUGGGCUUCUGCUCGACGCAUCGCGCCUUGCGCAGCUGGUCGCUCGUGGAGACGCAGAGUCUGAGCCGACGCUGCUGGCGCCAGCCUGGGCUUCUACGACGUGGAUGAGCUGUCGUGCCCGGCCCGUGCGCGCCUGGCGUUCCGCGAACUGGGAAUGGCGACGGGGCUGCACGCUGUCGGGCUGAUAGGUCGGCAGGUAGACGGGAUUGGUCAGACGACAUUCAAGAACCGGGAGCGUUUGUUACAAGAGGGGGAGAAGCUGAAGUCGUACGAGCAUCUGGCCAACCGCAUCGAGGCGUUCUGGAUGAAGGAAGAGAAUAGGAUGGCAAAGAGCUGGACCGGGCAUGAAAACAUCAAUGCGGUCAUGUUGGCGACAACGUUGGCGCCAGAUGCAUUCCUAGAGGUGUAGUUCGGGAAAAUGGAAUAUUGUCGCUGAUACAUGCCAGAGCUCAGCCGGCCAUAGUCCGCGUCUCGCAAGCACAGGCGGGGAUUGCAUGCAGGCUCGAGCUCGUCGCGCACAAGGAGGUGC
This is a messenger RNA of Schizophyllum commune H4-8, 1410 nucleotides long. RefSeq lists its product as uncharacterized. Gene Ontology annotation, biological process: carbohydrate metabolic process. Bases 149 to 1066 code for a protein of 305 amino acids. Lineage: Eukaryota; Fungi; Basidiomycota; Agaricomycetes; Agaricales; Schizophyllaceae. The transcript is spliced from 2 exons. The record is from RefSeq and is a predicted model, not a curated record.